AUGGCUUUAGCAUUUUCUAUCCCGAUUCUUUAUUACAAUUGUGAUUGGAGUAAUGCACCACAUUUCAAACAAUUUCAUUUCUUUCUUAUGGUUUUUCACAUUGCUUUGCCUAUUCUCAUUUAUCUUAUCGCAACUGUUUUGUGUUUGAUCGGCUUUGCACGGCGAAUUCGUGGAUAUGGCCUCGAAAAUCGUUCUUAUUUUAGAACAUUUAUGAAAUUAUUCUAUAGACAUUUGUUUAUUUUUGUUCCACUGAUUGUCUAUACAAUUUGUUAUGGAUCAUAUAAUUUAGUUGCUGCUGUUGCUAAGCCAGAAAAUGGAUAUUUUCAUUGUAAAAUCUCAUUAGCAGAAUAUAUUGUAAAAGUUUUAUUACGAUCGUGUGUUGGUCUUCCUUUUACGAUAACUUGGUUACUUUUUGUAUAUCCAUCCAGAGUUUAUAUGGUUGAAUUUUAUAUGAAUACAUGGUCAGGACAAUGGACAGCAUUUAUUGUACUUCGUUUUCGACGAUUUUGGUCAAAUAGAAAUGAUUGA
Molecule: messenger RNA, 528 nt
Organism: Adineta ricciae
Lineage: Eukaryota; Metazoa; Rotifera; Eurotatoria; Adinetida; Adinetidae
Source: the annotation of a GenBank genome assembly